GUAGCGACUUGUCACUUCGCCGAUGAUUUUGUAGGAAAGGUCUCGGCUACUAAAAUUAAUCAUGUCUAAAUGUCAUGCUAUUACAAGCUUAGUUACAAGGUUGUAGACUAGUCGUCCUUGCCUUGGUUAGCAGUCAGUGAAUGAUACUCCGCUACGCGCUGUGCUUUGCGUCGCUGAUGAAGGAUUAGUCGCUACAUCAAGGUCGUGCAACACAGUGAUAUACUAGUAGCGGAUAGCAAGAAGACACCGACUGCUGGUAUUCAAUCACAAUGACAGCGCCAGCACAGUGUACGAAUGACGGCACCCCGCUGCGUCUGGCGAUUGUCCAUGACGCAUUUUUCGGCGACGGCGCCGAGACACGGCUCCUCUCAUGCCUUCGAGAGGCGCGGGCACGUGGCGCGUCGCUGGCGGUUCUCAGCGAGCUGCCCCUGAACAGCUGGAUGGCGGUGAGCAAGGAGUUUGAUGUGAGCAAUGCAGAGGUGAUCAACGAUGGCCAUCGGCAAGCCUGUCUCUCUCGCUGUGCUCGCGAGGCUGGUAUUGCACUGAUCGGUGGUGCAAUUACCUAUAGCCGCGAUGUGGAUGCUUCGCAUGUUGAUGUCAGCCACUGCGACAGCACGUCGUGGCUGUUCGACAGUCAGGGUGUGGCGCACGCGCAGUACGCCAAAGUUCAUUUACCGCAGGAAGCCGGUUACUGGGAGGCCAGCCACUACUCGCCAUCCGCUAACCUUCCAGUUGCGUUUGAUUUCAGUCCCGCCGUCGACUCGCCUUGCUGGAAGAUCGGCGUUCAGCUGUGCUCAGACAUCAUGCGUCCGGCCGGAGCAGCCUACCUUGCAUCUCAGAAUGUCCAGCUGUUGCUGCACCCGCGUGCCACGCCGCUGUCUAGCUACGAGAAACGCUGGAAGCCAGUGCUGCGGGCCGCCGCGCUGACCGGCGCGGCGUACGUGGUGUCCGUAAACCGGCCGUCAACGGGACAGCUGGACACGCCGUGCGGUGGAGCGUCACUAGUCGUGUCACCGCAGGGUGAGGUGAUCCUGGAGACCACCGACCCACUGACCGUAGUCACGCUGGACCUGUCCAAGGUGGAGGCGGCCAAGGAGGACUACCCUGGUUACCUGCAGCAUGCCGAGCAGCUGAUGCCACCUGGACGUGCAUGACACUCACAGUACCAGCAUCCGGCUGAUACUAGGGAGUAGUAAAAUACCUGGUAUUUUACUACUCCCUGCUGAUACGAUGUGCGGCGGUGUCGCUUCACCUCGGCAUUGUGCUCUCUACACAGUACACAUGCAUGCAUGCAUUUUGAAGUGGUGCAUUGGCUGGCAUCGACGUUGGGGGCUGGUCGUGUUUGACUUCCAGGCAUACCUAGACUGAGCGAGACCUGCGUACCAGCACAGAUGUACUGCAGUGACCAUUCUGGUUUAAGUUCUUGAGCUGAUACAUUAACAAGUAUUUACAAAUCUAAUUGAAAAACUCAAUUUCCUCGGCAUUA
Messenger RNA from Sycon ciliatum, 1486 nucleotides. RefSeq names its product omega-amidase NIT2-A-like. The coding region runs from base 270 to 1154 and encodes 294 amino acids. The record is from RefSeq and is a predicted model, not a curated record. Lineage: Eukaryota; Metazoa; Porifera; Calcarea; Leucosolenida; Sycettidae. The transcript has 2 exons. Gene Ontology annotation, molecular function: hydrolase activity, acting on carbon-nitrogen (but not peptide) bonds, in linear amides.